AUGUGGACUAGAGUGAAUCUUCUGCUGGUGUUGGUGGUGAUUAUUGGUGCCCAAGAAGAUGCCGAACCUGCGACACAGCCAGUAUCACACCUGUGUCACUUCGAGAAACCUCUGCAGGACCCGACAGACUCCGACACCGACCAGUACUGCGAUUGUGACGUACACAAUGCACCACCCUGGGGACUUCCGGAAAUUCAUAUCGAAUGCCGGAGGCACCAGAUUCGCGAUGACUUCUGGCACGGAUAUGAGCAGCUGCCUCAGGGCACGGUUAAGUUGGAUCUAUCACGGAAUGCGCUCACCGCCGUGCCGUUUCUAGUCGGGAGCGGUCUGCGCUAUCUGAAACUCAGCAUGAACCAGAUAACGACCGUCCCCGAUAAGGUGUUCGCUAACUUGUCCGCCCUGCUCGAGCUCGAUCUGAGCGGGAACCGUAUCGAAACCAUCGGCACCGACGCGCUGGCCGGCCUGGCGAUGAUCAAGCUGAUCGAUCUGAGUGACAAUCAGAUCAGCACGAUCGAGGUGAAUGCGUUCUCCCAGUUUAUCCACCUCGAACGGUUGGUUCUGUCCAACAAUUCACUCGGUGCGUUCUUCAACCGGAGCGAUUCGGAUCUCUACCUUCGCCUCGGUGUCACCACGAAGCUCAACAUUCUGGAACUGGAACGGUGCAACAUCACCGACAUCAAUCUGGCCAGCGGAGUCGGUUUGGAGCGAGUCCUCCUGGGCUACAACCGAGUGCAACAACUCUCCCGUCUCCCAAAGCAACUGUCCUACCUCGAUCUCAGUGGAACACCCAUCCGGAACCUGCCGGCCAAGUUCCUGCCCAACCUGCUGCACCUCGAAAAACUCUACCUCCAAGACAUGCCCAUCCUGUACACCCUCGACGAGUACGCCCUGUACGGCUUGCCGCGACUCACCCUGCUGAAUCUACAGGGUUCCCGCAACCUCUCCUCCAUCCACCCGUACGUCUUCGGCCAGAAUGUGGUGCGGAACGAAACCGGUACCGCGCUGAAGCAACUCAUCCUGAAGGGCACCAACAUCCGCACGCUCAAUUCCUCCCUACAGACGGCGUUUGAGAGCCUUACCGUGCUCGACAUCCGGGGCGCACCGUUGCGGUGCGACUGCGAGCUGCGCUGGUUACGGGACCUGCCGAACCUGAAGGUGAUCGGUUCCUGCUUCAAACCGAGCGCCCUCAGAGGGAAAACCUAUGGCACGAUCGAUUCGCACCAGUUCCAGUGCCGCGCCGAACAGUCCUGGGUGUACAUCGUGUUCAACGUGGUGCUGGUAAUCGUGCUGCUCGUCCUGGUCGCCGUCGGUAUCUUCCUGAUCAUUCGAGCGAUCCGACCGAAACCGCACGUCCAGAUGCGGAAGGUUGGAGCGACCAGUCCGUACGCUCGCGUUACGAUAGAACCGAACCAGGCGGAAGUGCUUUAG
Anopheles coustani is the source of this 1428-nucleotide messenger RNA. Its product is annotated as slit homolog 3 protein-like. The record is from RefSeq and is a predicted model, not a curated record. The coding region runs from base 1 to 1428 and encodes 475 amino acids. The transcript has a single exon. NCBI's taxonomy places the organism in Eukaryota, Metazoa, Arthropoda, Insecta, Diptera, Culicidae. Gene Ontology annotation, molecular function: protein binding.